CGUUGGAGCUUUAUCUGAUAAUUGUAUCAAGCUCGUGUCGGCGAACAGUCGCUGCUGGGGUUUCAGUCUUUCCCAUUAUUUUCAGUCGUCACAGCUGCGAGUCAAACCCUCCUCCAUCAUCCAGAGUCUAUCAUCUUUGUACCUAUUUUAGAAACUCUUGUACUCGUUGCUAAUAUGUCUUCGACUAAAGAUGUCCUUUCAGUCCUAUCAAUCGACGCGAAGCCAUACAUAUAUUCCUUUCCCCUUCAACAUACCGCACUCCUCGUGAUUGAUAUGCAAAGAGACUUCUUGCUCGCAAAAGGCUUCGGGGAGAUUCAAGGAGGUAAUUUGGAGGCCGUCCAGGCUUCGAUUACUCCUACCAGGAAGCUACUUGAGGCAUGUAGAGGUGCUGGGAUGACUAUUGUACACACUCGUGAGGGCCACGUUCCCGACUUGUCGGACUGUCCGUCCUCGAAGCUUGUCAGACAAGCUGCUACUCCCAACAAUACACAGCACAACCUCAUCAUUGGCGAUAAGGGUGAGCUCGGACGACUUCUUGUGCGGGGAGAGUACGGUCAUGACAUUAUUGAUGAAUUGAAACCGCUUCCUGGAGAGGUUGUGAUUGACAAACCUGGAAAGGGCUCCUUCUGGAAUACGGCCAUCUUGCACAAACUAAAAGCUCGAGCAAUUACCCACCUCAUUGUCUCUGGUGUCACGACAGAGUGCUGCUUUGCAACUUCCAUCCGAGAAGCUAAUGACCGUGGAUUCGAAUGCUGUGGUAUCGUGGAGGCUACAAGCGGUUACAACGACAGCAAUUUCAAGCAAUGCAGUCUUGACAUGAUCCAUUGGUCUCAAGGUCUCUUCGGCUUUGUCGCCAACCUCCAACCCCUCCUGGAUGCCCUCACACCUCUUGGAAUCCAAAGCGUCACCGGCAGUUCCACUCCUCCACAAACACCCCCAGACUUUGAUGGCAACCUUACAAUUUCCAGUCUCCAAAAAGCAUUCAAGAACGGCCUUUCUCCAGUUACAGUUAUCGAGGCGCUCUACAACAAAAUCGAAGCCUACCAUAGGGUCGAUCCUGCCGUAUGGAUCUAUCUCGAGUCUCGAGAGAACGCACUUGAUGCCGCAAAAGCCCUCACAGUCAAGUACUCUGAUAGAAGCGCCCUUCCACCCCUUUUCGGGGUUCCAUUCAGUGUCAAAGAUAGUAUCGAUAUUACAGGCUUGCCUACCACAACUGCCUGUCCACCACUCACCCAUGUCCCUUCAGCUUCUGCCGUCGUCUACGACAAAUGUCUCGCUGAAGGUGCCCUUUUCAUCGGCAAGACCAACCUAGACCAAUUAGCAACUGGCCUUACAGGCUGCCGCAGCCCUUACGGUAUUCCCCACUCUGUCUUCCACAAAGACUACAUCAGCGGCGGUUCCAGCAGCGGCAACGCCGUGAGCGUAGGCGCAAACCUCGUUUCCUUCUCACUUGCAACUGACACCGCGGGCUCCGGUCGCGUUCCGCCCGGAUUCAAUGGAGUCGUAGGCUACAAACCUACACGAGGCACGAUUUCAUUCCGUGGUGUAACGCCCGCUUGUCUGUCCUUGGAUUGCAUAGCACUCACCACGCACACCAUUUCAGACGCAAGAUCUCUCUGGCAGAUCCUUGAGGAAUACGAUCCCCUAGACCAGUAUUCCAAACCCGUCAUUUCCUUUGAACGACACAUCAACUCCAUCGGCCCACAAGCCCGAGCCUUCAAAUUCGGGAUCCCACCCCAAAAAGCCCUUUCUCUGUGUUCCUUCCCACAUCGCCGCAAAUUCAAUGAAACCGUCGCCACGCUGCAAAAACUCGGGGGUGUGCUCACACCUAUUGACUGGUCACCCUUUCAAAACGCCGGAAAGCUUCUUUACGACGGGACAUUUGUUUCAGAGCGGCUCGCCUCAUUACCAGACGACUGGCUAGGCAAAAGCCGCUCAUUACUACACCCAGUUAUUGUGCAAUUAAUGGAUGCUGUUGUUGAACGGCAAAGCACCGCCGUGCAAGCAUAUCGCGAUCUCCAGGCCAAAGCAAUCUACACCCGACAAGCCGAACAAGUGUUCUCGUACUCAGCGACUGGGAUUGAUGUCCUCGUUGUGCCUACUGCGCCUACACAUUGGAAGAUAUCGGAAGUGCUUGCAGAUCCGAUUAAGAAGAAUAGCCAUCUCGGCGAGUUCACGCAUUGUGGGAAUGUGCUCGAUUUGUGCGGGGUUGCUGUUCCUGCGGGUACUUACCCUGUCAAAGAGCUCAGUGGGAAUGAGGCUGAUGAAGGUGAACUCCCUUUCAGUGUGACUUUCCUUAGCGGGUCGAGGAUGGAUGCGGAGAUGUUGGAGAUAGCGAGGAGGUUUGAGGAGAGUAUGAAGGAGAAUGCUUGCUAG
This is a messenger RNA of Lindgomyces ingoldianus, 2376 nucleotides long. Its product is annotated as amidase signature enzyme. The transcript is spliced from 2 exons. The record is from RefSeq and is a predicted model, not a curated record. Bases 175 to 2376 code for a protein of 733 amino acids. NCBI's taxonomy places the organism in Eukaryota, Fungi, Ascomycota, Dothideomycetes, Pleosporales, Lindgomycetaceae.